Molecule: messenger RNA, 522 nt
Organism: Pichia membranifaciens NRRL Y-2026
Lineage: Eukaryota; Fungi; Ascomycota; Pichiomycetes; Pichiales; Pichiaceae
Exons: 1
Biological process (GO): membrane protein proteolysis
Cellular component (GO): membrane; lumenal side of endoplasmic reticulum membrane; cytoplasmic side of endoplasmic reticulum membrane
Molecular function (GO): aspartic endopeptidase activity, intramembrane cleaving
Source: RefSeq, a predicted model, not a curated record
AUCCUGAGCAACGUGCUCGGGUUUUCGAUUGUCGUGAUGGGCAUCAGCCGGACGAAAAUCCCCACUUUUCGGAUCGCCACGCUUUUUUUGACCCUGUUUUUCCUCUACGACAUCUACUUUGUGUUUGGCACGGACGUGAUGCUCUCGGUGGCGACGAAGGUCGACAUUCCGGCGAAGCUUGUGGUCCCGAACGUGGUGUCGAGGGAGGAGAGCAAGAUCCUGACGUCGAUGCUUGGGUUAGGCGACUUGGCGCUUCCGGGGGCGUUUGUGGCGCUCUGUUUGAGGUUCGACUUGUACCGCUUCCACGAACAGCAUGCGAAUUGCGAGUUCCACCACUUGCAGCGGUUUGGCAAGCCCUACUUUGUCGCUGCGCUGCUGGGCUACACCGCAGGGCUCAUGUUGACGUUCAAGAUUGUGCAGAUCUACCAGGUGGGCCAGCCGGCGUUGCUGUACCUCUGUCCCGGAGUGCUUGCGUCGGUGUAUGCGACGGCGCUCUAUCGCGGAGAGUUCGGGCGGUUGUGG